Molecule: messenger RNA, 4404 nt
Organism: Geosmithia morbida
Lineage: Eukaryota; Fungi; Ascomycota; Sordariomycetes; Hypocreales; Bionectriaceae
Product: Ca2+-dependent lipid-binding protein, contains C2 domain
Exons: 4
Coding region: 1-4404 (1467 amino acids)
Molecular function (GO): lipid binding
Source: RefSeq, a predicted model, not a curated record
AUGCCGUCCCGCGACGCAGCCGAGCUCAAGGCAGAGGGCGCCAUCGAAGCCGCCCAGUCUACCCAGACUCGGGAAGCUGCCGAUGCUGCCCAGAACGAGAUCCUAGAGCAGUCCAAGAGGUCGGGUGUCCCCGCCUUCUCCUUCGACCCGGACGCCUCUGCGGCCGAGAAGCGCGCUCAGGCCCGCAAUGCUAUCCCCGCUGAGCUCCGCAGCAGAGAAAAGGCCCAUGCGAUCGUCUCCGACAUCGAUGACGGAACUGGCCCGGACGAGGAGCUUCCCGAGGCUGGCAAGGGCGGUGCCAUUGAUAUCGCCAACGGCUCCGUCGGGAGACCCCUGGGUGAUGGCGACCCCGAGGCCAAGGAGGAGCCCUUCUCCCGAACCGGCUGGGCUCCCAUGUUCGGUCCUCUGGGCGACAAGGAUGAGGAGUUCCAGAGCCUGCUCGAGCACGCCACAUGGCUCGAGGGCAAGCUUCCCGAUCAAUUCUACGGCGACUGGUACCACAAUGCUGCCAUGGUCGUCUUCGCCUGCCUGGCAUCCUGGCUCGUCGCCGUCCUCGGCGGAGGCCUAGGCUGGCUCAUCAUCGUCAUGGCCUUCUGCUCCACCUACUACAGGACCUCGCUGCGCCGCGUGCGCCGCAACUUCCGCGACGACAUUCACCGUGAGAUGGCCCUCAAGAGGCUCGACACCGACAACGAGUCCCUCGAGUGGAUCAACUCGUUCCUCGUCAAGUUCUGGCCCAUCUACCAGCCCGUCCUCGCCCAGACCAUCGUCAACUCGGUCGACCAGGUCCUCAGCUCCGCCACGCCCUCCUUCCUCGACAGCCUAAAGCUCAAGACCUUCACCCUCGGCACCAAGCCCCCGCGCAUGGAGCACGUCAAGACCUACCCCAGGACCGAGGACGACAUCGUCAUGAUGGACUGGAAGUUCAGCUUCACCCCCAACGACACGGUCGACAUGACGGCCCGCCAGCUCAAGAACAAGAUCAACCCCAAGGUCGUCCUCGAGAUCCGCGUCGGCAAGGCCAUGAUCAGCAAGGGCCUCGACGUCAUCGUCGAGGACAUGGCCUUCUCCGGCAUCAUGCGCCUCAAGAUCAAGCUCCAGCUGCCCUUCCCCCACAUCGACCGCGUCGAGAUGUGCUUCCUCGAGCGCCCCACCAUCGACUACGUCUGCAAGCCCCUCGGCGGCGAGACGCUCGGCUUCGACAUCAACUUCAUCCCCGGCCUCGAGAGCUUCAUCCAGGAGCAGAUACACGGCAACCUGGCCCCCAUGAUGUACGCCCCCAAGACCUUCCCCAUCGAGGUCGCCAAGAUGCUCGCCGGCAACCCCGUCGACCAGGCCGUCGGCGUCCUCGCCGUCACCCUGCACGGCGCCAACGCCCUCAAGAACACGGACAACUUUGCCGGCACCGUCGACCCGUACGUCUCCGUCACCCUCAACCAGCGCAACGAGCUGGCCCGCACCAAGACCGUCGAGGACAACUCGAACCCCCGCUGGAACGAGACCCACUACAUCGUCCUCAACUCCUUCACCGACUCGCUCGACCUCCAGGUCUUUGACAAGAACGAUUUCCGCAAGUCCAAGAUGCUCGGCGUCGCCUCCUUCCCCCUCGAGAACGUCGAGGAGCUCAACGUGCACGAGAACCUGCGGCUCGAGGUCAUCUCGGACGGCAAGGUCCGCGGCAACGUCUCCUGCGACCUCCGCUUCUUCCCCGUCCUCGAGCCCACCAAGAACGAGGAGGGCGUCGAGGAGCCCCCGCCCGAGUCCAACCAGGGCAUCCUGCGCUUCACCGUCCAGCAGGCCAAGGACCUGGACGGCACCAAGAGCCUCGUCGGCAUGCUCAACCCCUACGCCUGCCUCUUCCUCAACGGCAAGGAGGUCCACCAGACCAAGAAGCUCAAGCGCACCAACAACCCCAUCUGGGACAACGGCUCCAAGGAGAUCCUCAUCACCGACCGCCGCAAGGCCAAGCUCGGCGUCUCGGUCAAGGACGACCGCGACCUCGCCGGCGACCAGGACCUGGGCAAGUACCAGAUCAAGCUCGACGACAUGCUCGAGCUGAUGCAGCAGGGCAAGGAGUGGUACCACCUGUCGGGCGCCUCGUCCGGCCGCGUCCACCUGACGGCCCAGUGGAGGCCCGUCGCCAUCUCGGGCGUCGUCGGCAGCGGCGGCUACGUCACCCCCAUCGGCGUCAUGAGGCUGCACUUCAAGAAGGCCACCGACCUGCGCAACCUCGAGGCCUUUGGCAAGUCGGACGCCUACAUGCGCGUCCUGCUCUCGGGCAUCGACAAGGGCCGGACCGUCACCUUCUUCAACGACCUCAACCCCGAGUGGGACGAGGUCCUGUACGUGCCCGUCCACUCGCCCCGCGACAAGCUCACGCUCGAGGCCAUGGACACGGAGAAGAUGGGCAGCGACCGCAGCCUGGGCCUCGUCGACCUCUACGCCGGCGACUACAUCCGGCAGGUCGACGGCGAGUACGUCGCCCACGACCUCAAGGAGGUCCGCGAGGACGGGCUGCGCAUGCACGGAAAGGGCAUGCCCAAGGGUACCCUCACCUACACGGUCGCCUUCUACCCCUGCCUCAACGUCGCCGACCCCGACGACGACGAAGAGGAGAAGGCGGAGGAGGAGGAGGCGGAGGAGGAGGCGAAGCAGGAGGCUGCCGCCGCCGCCGCCGCCCCCGCCGCCGCUGCUGCCGCCGAGAAGCCCGCCACCCCCACUACCCCCACGUCCUCGGCGUCCAACACGUCGCUCGCGUCGGGCAAGCAGCCCGUCGGCAAGAAGGGACCCCCGAAGCUGCGCCUCAGCCCCGAGGAGCUCCUCAGGCACGAGAGCGGCCUGCUCAUCUUCAAGCUCAUGGAGGCCGACAUGCCCGACUCCAACACGCGGCUCGAGAUCUUCGUCGACGACUACCUGUACCCGGCGUACACGUCGUCCAAGGCCUCGAAGAAGUCGCACACGUUUGACGAGAUCGGCGAUUGCGUCAUCCGCGAGCUAGACUUCUCGAAGCUCACCAUCAAGGCCCGCAAGAAGGGUGACGAUUCCGACAAGGUCCUGGCCUCGGUGUCUGGGAACACGCUUGACACGUUGAAGCAGUGCCUGAAUAACCCUACCACGCUCAAGCUCAAGCCCGAGGAUGGCGGCCCGGGGUCCGUCAAGGUCAGCCUCAAGUACAUCCCCAUCAAGAUGCAGCUGGACGCCAGCGAGAGCAUCAAUAAUAUGGGCAAGCUCCGCGUCGACCUGAUCGACGGUGUCGAUCUCCCCGCUGCCGAUAGGAACGGCAAGAGCGACCCCUUCUGCAAGUUCGAGCUCAACGACAAGGAAGUGUACAAGAGCGAGGUGCAGAAGAAGACGCUGAAUCCCAAGUGGAACGAGUCGUUUGACGUAGACGUGCCCUCGCGCACGGCGGCCCAGUUCAAGGUCGACGUCUACGACUGGGAUCUCGGCGGCAGGCCCGACUUCCUGGGCGGGGCCCCCAUCCCGCUGGACAGCCUGGAGCCCUUCAGGGCCACCGAGGUCAGCCUGCCCCUGGACGGCAAGUCGGGAAGCAUCCGCGUGCGCCUCGUAUUCCGACCCGACUACGUGCGCAGGAGCAAGCGCGGGACGGCGACGUUUGGCGGAGGCCCCGGCCGCAUCGUCACCGGCGUGGCCGGUGUUCCCUUCAAGGGCGGCGCCGCCGUGGCGUCGGGCGUCGGCAGGGGUGCCACCUUCCUGCGACGCGGUCUCUUCAGCAAGAAGGACGACGACGCCAUCUCCGAGCGUUCGGUGCCCGUGGUGGCAGCCAACGGCGUGGACGGAGCGGCGGGUGGGGCGGACCAGCAGCCGAUCCCGAGCAUCGAGACGUCGCCGCCGCCGCCUAACGGCAACGGGGCCGGCAACGGCAACGGACAUGCACGGACCAAGAGCUUCGGGUCGGCAUCUAUCCGCAGCAACGCGCCGCCGUCCCCGGGCAGCGGCACGGCCAUCUUCACGGUGGUGGGGGCGAGCGGGUACCCGGCAUCGACUGACCUGUACGUGACGCUGACGCAGCUGUCGCCCCGGGAGAAGACGGUGGGGAAGACCAGGCACCACAAGUCAUCCGACGGCAGCUGGACGUUUGACGAGUCGUUCAAGGUGACGUGCACGCCUGACGUGCCCUUCAAGGUCGAGGUCAAGGGCGAGCACACGCUCCGCAGCGACGACGACCUCGGCGAGCACGCCUACUUUGUCGACGAGUCGGGCUCGGGCAUCCCCAAGGAGCUGAGCGUAGGAGGCGGAACCGUGACCAUCAAGAGCACUUUUCAGCCCGCCGAAGUGUCGGGCUCGUCGCUGACGGAGAGCCCCCGUGCCGUAUCGCGCAGGAGUUUCCUGGGUAAGAGGGAUUCCACUCCCGGACGGAACUCUCGCGAACCCACACCUGCCUAG